AGCUGAGAGUGGUCAAGGAUUGGAAGAGCUCGGUGGGAGAUACUUUGAUGAACUAUUGUCACGAUCACUACUUCAAAGAUCAUGGAAAUCAAGUUUCACAAUGCAUGAUCUCAUUAACGACUUGGCUAUGUCUGUGUCUGGAGAAUUUUGUUUUAGGUUGGGUGAGGGACAACCACAUGAAGUUCCUAAACGAGUUCGGCAUUUGUCAUAUAUGAGAGAAAGAUUUGAUACCGUAGCAAAAUUUAAGCCAUUGGAUGAAAUUAAGUGUUUGCGCACCUUGUUUCCCAUGUCUUUAAGACCAUACUAUAAGUGGGAUAAGAGCCUAUAUGUAAGCAUAAAGGUUCUAGAGGAUUUGUUACUAGCACAAAGAUGUUUACGGGUGUUGUCAUUGGCAAGAUAUAAAAAUAUAACUCAGUUACCUGAUAACAUUGGUAAACACUUAAGCUUGCGCUACAUCGACCUCUCUUACACUGCAGUUAAAACGUUACCAAAUACGAUGUGUGAGCUCUACAAUUUGCAAACUCUAUUAUUGUUAGGUUGUUCCUCUCUUGUUGAAUUGCCUGCAGACAUGAGGAAAUUGAUUAAUUUGCGUCUUCUUGAUAUUAGAGAAACUUGUAUAAAAGAGAUGCCGGUGCAAAUGGGUAGACUAAAAAGUUUGAGUACAUUGACUGCUUUUGUGUUGGGGAAAUCUACAAGGUCAAGUGGCAUUGGAGAACUGGGGCAAUUGUCGAACCUUCGAGGAAAACUAUCUAUCUUGAAUCUGCAAAAUGUAGUCAAUCCUAUGGAUGCCUUGGGGGCCAAUUUGAAGGAUAAGAAAGACCUUCACGAAGUAGAGUUGGCAUGGGGUCAUGAGGAUGCAAAUGAUUCCGUAAAAGAGAGACAUGUACUUGAAAGCCUACAACCUUCCGUAAAUUUGGUGAAGCUGACCAUCAGAUUUUAUGGUGGAACUACGUUUCCGGAUUGGUUGGGAGACUCUUCCUUCUCCAGCAUACAAGUCAUGCAUCUCACUGAUUGUAGUACUUGCUUGUCAUUGCCACCAGUUGGAAGGUUACCCGCCCUCAAAGAGCUCUAUAUAGAAAGGAUGAAAUUUGUUGUGAGUAUUGAUGUUGAGUUCUACGGGGGUAAUGGAGCUUCUCUAAGUCAACCAUUUCAAUCUCUCAGGAAGCUAGUGUUUAAAGAGAUGCCGGAGUGGGAGGAAUGGCUGUCAAGUCCAGGUAGUGGUCAAUCUUGCUUUCCUUGUCUUGAGGUGCUUAUUUUACACAAUUGUCCGAAGUUGAGAGGAAACUUACCUCAUCGUCUUCCUUGCUUGAGACAACUUGAAGUGGACGACUGCAGGGUUCUGCAUGAAAGGGCUACCAGAACAAGAUGGAUACCCUGGUCUCUCAUCGUUAACACGGAAUCCUUGCGACAAUCUCUUAAAGAACUGAAGAUAGUUAGAUGCCCUGGUCUCUCGUCGUUACUCGAGACGGAGUCGCUGUCCUCGCUUUGGAGGCUUGGGAUUCAAAUUUUUAGUAGCACAGAUUGCUUGCAGCCGCACUUCAGCAGUUGUCUUGAAAGAUUGAGUCUCGUUAACUGCGCGUCACUCUUGUCGUUCCCGAGAAACGGUCUACCCACUUCGUUGACAUAUCUUGGAAUAGAAAAAUGCAGGAGAUUAGAAUUCCUAUCUCAUGAGAUGAUGGCCAAAUUGACAUCCCUUCAAGAUUUGAGAUUGAGGGACAGCUGUGAUUCACUGAGGUCCUUCCCGCUGGGCGUUUUCCCCAAACUUUCAUUUCUUAAUAUCGAGGGCGGUAAAAAUCUAGAAUCCCUUUCCAUUGGAGAAGGAGCUGAUGAUGAAAAUCUCACUCAUCUCGAUUCUCUCUUUAUCUAUGACUGUCCAAAUCUGGUCUCUUUUCCCCACGGGGGAUUGCACACUCCCAAACUGGCUCGAUUUACAGUCUGGGGAUGCAAGAAUUUGAAGUUAUUGCCCGACCGAUUACACACCCUCACCGCCCUUCGAGACUUAGAUAUAUACAAUCUUCCAAAUGUUGAGUCAUUUGCAGAAGGGGGUUUGCCUCCCAACCUACAAUCAUUUGGAAUCAUAGGUUGUGAGAAACUGAGGCCUUCAGUGGAGUACUGGGGUUUGCAACGACUUGUCUCCCUCCGAACAUUUCGGAUCUGGAGCAGCGAGGAUUUGUUGGACACUGUGCUCAAGGAACAGCUGCUCCCUACCACACUUCACGGUCUCGAAAUCUCUGGAGUGAAUAGGCUGAAAUCUUUGAAGGGAAAGGGACUUCAACACCUCAAUUGUCUCCAAGAGCUCGAAAUUACAAGCUGUCGUCGUCUCAAAUUCCUGCCAAAAGAGGGUUUUCCGGCAUCGCUCUCUUUUCUGAGCAUCAAAAAAUGUCCUUCUCUGAGGAAGAGGUGUCGGGAGAAGACGGGAGAAGAGUGGAGCAAGAUAGCUCACAUUCCUUGCAUCGAGAUAGAUGAUCAAGUCAUCAUUUGAGAUCUCAAAGUCAAAGUCAGAUAGCAAACUGUGCUGUAAAGUUUGAAUUACCUAAGUCCAUUGCUUCCAUCAAUUAGUUGUCUAUGAAUGGUUCCCUUGCAGUGUGACAUGUAUAUGAUUCUCCUUCAAUUGGAUAGAUCUGUUUUGGUACAUACACAGCUGAUGAAGUGAGAACGGGCGACGAUGAUCACAAAACAAAAAUGAGAGCAAGUUUCUUUGGAGCACUGCCCUCAUGCUUGCGCUUGUUGGAAGUUAGUACAUUAUGUUACAAGAGCAGGAUUAUUCAUAUAUGUUGAGCUGGGGUAUGGAAAAGGAAAGCACUUGCUUUGGCAUCCUAUCGAAACGGAUAAGAGAAGAAACAUGAUUUUCAUAAUUUGAUGUGGAAAUGAAGUGGGAGAACGCAUUGAUCUGCAGCCUAUGAGCAUCUUAUUCUCUGGAAGGGUUCCAAAGGAACUGAGAGAUUACAGCAGUUUGCUCUACCAUUGGGGAUGUUAUGAGCUAUCCCAGGACAAAAGGGUAUGUUUUCUCUAUGUGCGGUGACAUUCGACUACAAUUGGAAUCUAAUUAAAUAUGAGCAAUCCCUUUGAGUAUGUACAAGCAGAAGAAAUAAGGGGAGAUGGAUGUCGAAAGCAAUGAUGGUUCGUGAAAAACGUAUGGCUUUGAACAAGGUUUUAGUGACGUUGUUUAUGCCCUCGAGUUUUGAUAGGAAACCAGUGUUGUCACCAAGAAAACGAGGGAAGGAGAAGUCUCUUAAUGGAAGCAAAGAUAUGAACUUGGAUGCAUCUCCGAAAUCUGAUGCAGGAAACUAAGAAAAUGAAUUAGGACGAGUUGAUGGAAAUUUGUAAUGGCAGCAGAGAUGGUGCUGCUGCUAUGAGCAAUAAGGAUGUCAGUGCCAAGGCAGUCAGAAAGCAUCGUAAAGUCAAGGAAUGGCCCGGGAAUAUUGAGACUCAAGCGGUUGAUUUUGGCAGCAGAGAUGGUGGUGCUGUUGAUUAUGGCAAUGUGUGCUGAUUCACCUGGCAAACAAGGGAAGGAGAAUGAGCUUGAUCAGAGCGAAGAUGUGAAGUGCUCUGAUGCAGCAAAACAGGACGAGUUGAUGGAAAUUUGUAAUGAAGCAGAGAUGGUGGUGCUGCUGUGAAUGAGAAUGAUGCCAAGGGCAAGGGCAAGGGCAAGGCUGCAAGAGGGUUUCGCAGGGUCCAGGAAUGUCGCAUUUAGAGCAGAGAGGCUGAUCUUGAGCUUCCCCUACCUCAAGGCACCAUUAGUUACUGAGAAUGUGGGAAAUUGUCUCCAAUUUUUGAAGUUCUGUGAAACUUUUUGAGAGUUUUUUUAAAUUGAAAAGUCCAAAGCUGAAUCUGUUCUUCGAGAACAAUUGCGUGGGGGAAGUGGACAAAGUGGAUGGCCUGGACAGUACUCCAGUGUUCAUACAGGAGAGAGAGGCCAGGCCAUUAGUGGAGUGGGGUGGGGUUUGCAACGACUUGUCUUCCUUCAAACAUUUGGGAUCACUGGUUGCAAGGAUCUGUUGGAGAUGUUGCUCAAGGAACAGCUACUCCCUUCCACUCUUACACUCUCCAAUCUAUGGAAUAAAAGUUCUGAAAUCUUUGGAGUGAAAGGGACUUCAACACCUCACUUGUCUUCGAAAGCUCAAAAUUAGAAGCUGUGAUAAUCUCGAAUUCCUGCCAAAAGAUGGUUUGCCGGCAUUACUUUCUUUUCUGAGAAUCAAGUGCUGUCCUUCUCCGAGGAUGAGGUGUCAGGAGAAGACGGGAGAAGAGUGGAGCCAGAUAGCUCACAUACCUUGCAUACAAAUAGAUGACGAAGUCAUCGUUUGAGAUCUCAAGUCAAAUUUAGGGCAUCCUUCUGAGACGAGGUAUGACAAGAAACAAGCAUUUUCUUAAUUUGAUGAUGAACGAGCAAAACCAUGUGAAGUUGCAUACUCAAGGAUUUUGAAUUCGAAGAAUGGUGAAAGAAAAGCACAUGGAUCUCCUUUUGUUUCUGAGUUCCUUGCAUGAAUAUGCUGCACAUUUUGGAUGAAAUGGUUUUCGGAAUGAAAAGAUGAUCAACUCAUGUGCACAGGUGGCCAUAUCCACAUCAAUAUGAAUUUCACUAUGGGAGUUGUUUAGUCAAUAUUUAGGAAUAAGCAAUUCAGGAAAACUGGUUCCAACAUUUUCUUAUAUUUUUGGAUCUUGGUACACCUCAAGUGAUUGCUCUUUCUAAAACUUUCACUUUGCUAUAUUUCCCUGUCAAGUCAUGUUUAAAUUCUGUUCCAACUUUCAGAGUUCGAUGGCCAUGAUAAAAUGGAAAAUGAAGGGAAAAAUGUAAGGAAAAUAUUAUUGAGGCUUUUAUAAAUAUGUUACAUCUAUCUGUAGAAUUUAGCUUAAUCAUUUCGGCUUAUUUAUUAGUGAACUGUUGACUGCGAAAUUCAACUAUGAUCUGAGUGAGGUCAAAAUUAUGUCACUAACAUGUUUGUUGGCUUUACUGGUGCAGAGAGCAAACUGUGGAAUUGUAAAGAUAGGAUUAUAGGAUUAUCUAAGGCCAACAAUUUUAACAUCCAUCAAUUAGUUGUCCAGGAAUGGUUCUCCUGCUGUUUGGCGUGAAUAUGAUGCUCCUUCAAUUGGAUAGGUAUCCCUGGAAUGAUGUUUUACUUGUAUACUGCCUUAUUUUCAAGACAAGCAACAUGGCUUUUCAUUUUCUCUUCAUGUUGCUGCCAUCUUCGAGUGGGUGAAGAUAUGUUUUUGUACACAAACAGCUGUGGAAGUGAGAACGGGGUGACAAUGACCAGGUUCAGGUUUCCUUGGAGCACUACCCUUAUGCUUGCGAUUAUUGGAAGUCAGCAAAUUAUGUUACUAGAACAGGUGGGUGGUUGCUGCACUACACUUUUAACAGGAACUAUUUCUUAUGUUGGACACCGCAGAUGAGCUGUAAGCCUGAAUAUCAUGUAGAGCUGGGGUAUGGAAAAGGAAAGCACUUGUGUUGGCAUAUCGAAAUGGAUAUGGGAAGAAACAGGAUUUCACAAUUUGAUGUGGAGGCGAAGAGGGAGAAGAAUCGAUCUGGGGGUAAUGCUCUUGUGAACGUCUUAUUCGCCAGAGAGUGAUCAAUUGGAACUGAGAGAUCACAGCAUUUUGCUCUACCUAGGGUCGUCCAUUACGGAGGCAACCAUCUGAUUCAUUAAAAUUUAGGUGGAGGAUGGUCAGAGCAGGCUGUCAAAUGUUAGAAUUUUUCUUGGCAAGAACGGGCCACGAGCCAGAGGCCUUCCAAAACUCGGUUUUCAAACAACGAAGAAAACUUGCAGGUUCCCAUCCUCCUGAAAGCAAUGAAGAAAACGCGCAGGUUUCCUAGAACUUCUGAAAGCAUCGAAGAAAACGCGCAGGCUUCCCAGAACGUCUGAAAGCAUCGAAGAAAACAUGUAGCUCAGUCCUAAGGCUAAUUAAGUUUUUAGGCAUCAGAAGACAAAGUAGGUUUACAUCCAAGUUACAAGUAUUUGGCUGCCCCAGCUUCUGCAUAAAACUCCUAUAUGGGGAAGUCGUUUCUGCUUCGGAUUUCUCUGUAUGGCACUGCUGAUUCGGAGGGGGAAGUGAUCUUAAGAAGCCGGCCAGCUGCCUCAGACAAAGAAGUGUGGUUUUAAACUUAUGAAUAGUGUGCAGAAGGAGAAAACGCAUGUGCGAAAAGUAUUUUUCUUGUUUUUGUUGUAAUAUCUGAAGACAUUUUGGUAUCAACUUUCUUCUUAAGUUAAUGCGUUUCGAUGUACUUUCAUCCGUGUAGCAUAUUACACAGCAGUUUUGUGCAAGUGUUGUCGAUGGGCUGGCCCAAGUUUAAAUUUUUGGGCCCAGGCCCAUGCUCAAUUUGGUUGGGUGCUGAAGAAAACGAGAAAAACUUGGGUGUACUGAA
This is a messenger RNA of Malus domestica (apple), 6361 nucleotides long. NCBI's taxonomy places the organism in Eukaryota, Viridiplantae, Streptophyta, Magnoliopsida, Rosales, Rosaceae. The record is from RefSeq and is a predicted model, not a curated record.